This is a messenger RNA of Symbiodinium sp. CCMP2456, 802 nucleotides long. Lineage: Eukaryota; Dinophyceae; Suessiales; Symbiodiniaceae. The record is from the annotation of a GenBank genome assembly.
GAGCCCUGACACUGAGGAAGCGGAGCAGGCCGCCAUCUGGCAGAAGCGGAACGCCCUGGCAACGGCCUGGCUGGACAAGAAGGCAGCACUCCAGAAGAAAGGAAAAGACGUGAAAUGGCUGGAUGGCUGGAUCAAAGCCCAGACGAAGGACGAUGCCGACAAGAGGAUUGUCAUUACGCACCAAUCUGCCUCGGCGCUGCUCAUGAGCAUUCCCUCGAGUCUCUCGGGGGACGUUCGGACCGAGAUGAAGAUGACCAGGGACUUCAUCAAAUUGGAUGAGGAGUACGAUGCCAAGCAACAGCAGCUGAACACAGAGCUGGCCGAACAGAAGCUUAUCAUUGCAGAGGUGCAAAGCACGCCGAACUAUGUCCCCCCAACGUACGCGACGGACUGGUUGGGAAGACCGAAGGGGCUCACGGAAGAGCAGGUGAAGCAACUCCAGGGCACGAAGCUCACCAACGUGGCGCCACCACCGCUAGUGGUGCAGGCCAGAGUUGUGGGUGCCGGCGAACCAGUUGAAGGCAAUGUCGUGCAAGGCAUCGUGGUCGAGCCCUCCCCUGCGAUACAACAGGCCCAGUACGAGCAGUUCCAGCUGUAUCAGAGGCAGCAGCAGCAGAUGAAAAGAAAGCUGGACCAGCAGAGGAACUAUAACUCUUACCACUACGGCGCUUACGGCUACGAUCCGAGCUUCUACGCCUACAUGGGCCUCUGGCAGUAUCAAUGGCACCAUCAGCACUACUACUACGGCUACCACCACCAGGAUGAUUACGAUCACUACGACCACUUCGACACGGCGCCCUAC